Molecule: messenger RNA, 4886 nt
Organism: Grus americana (Whooping crane)
Lineage: Eukaryota; Metazoa; Chordata; Aves; Gruiformes; Gruidae
Product: poly(rC)-binding protein 3-like
Exons: 13
Coding region: 2915-4276 (453 amino acids)
Biological process (GO): negative regulation of mRNA splicing, via spliceosome
Cellular component (GO): cytoplasm; nucleus
Molecular function (GO): mRNA binding
Source: RefSeq, a predicted model, not a curated record
UUCUUAAGCAGAUUUUGGGCAGAAGCUCCUCUCAUGUGGCACUAAUUGCAAUGAUUGGUGGAGGGGGUGUUGUGAGCGCACUCUGGCUGACUCGGGCUUAUCUGCUAGGGGCUAAGCCAGGGGAGGAAGGGAGGAAAAACGGGGAGAAGGGAGGAAAGGGAAAAGAAAAAAAAAAAAAAAAAAAGGAGGGGAAGGGAAAAAAAGAAAGCAAGAAAAAAAAAAAAAGCCUAGCUUAGCUUCACUCUGUUUGGGCUCAGGGCUCCCGGCCAUCUGUCCGCGCUCGGGCGGCACGGAGGGAGCCGGCUGGCUGCAGCCCCGCGCAAGGGCGGCACGGAGGGAGCCGGCUGCGCAGCCCCACGGGAGGAAGGGAGCGGCGUGGGGCUCCGGCCGGGCUCGGGAACCCGCUCAGCAGGUGGGUACCGCUGCCUCUGCCCCGCGCAGGGGUGCGAGAGGGGAGCGAGUAGGCAAGGAGAAACUCUCUGCCGCUUUCUGGUGGUGUAGCGCGGCCGAUGAGGGGGUGCUGCGUGCCGGGGGUGGGUUUUUGGGGGGUUUGCUUUGUUUUGAAGCUUGCAGGAGCCGAGCAUGCCCCUUUUGCGGGUGCUUUAGGGGCUGAGUUUGACUCCUCUGCCUGCCCGGGAUGGGCUGCGAUGGGCAAAGUCUUUAAAAGCUCGAAACCAACAAGUUGGUGUGGACGUGAUUUGUGUGGGGAUGGGGCCGGUUUCUCGUCCGCACAAGUGAGCUGCGCUAAAAUAUCUGUGAGGGACUGUCAGUCGGGAAGCGUGCGCUUCCCCUGGGUGAGUAACCCCGCCUGGGCCGGCAGCUCCAGGGUUUAAAUGCGAUAAUAUAAUCUGGAGACUGGUGUGUGGGGUGGGGGGCUGUCCCCGGUUAAUAGUUUCCUGCAAGUUUAAUGUGAAAUGGGGAAAGGCCGAGGAAAACCGCAGGGGCUGCAGAGGGGUUAGAAAGAUAGAGGCUAACAAGUUUCUGACGUACUGUAAACCAGCAUCACUGUCAAAAGCAAGCGAGCUGGAAUAUUGUCCCGUAUUUUGGGUGUGUUGGCACUGGAAGUUGCUUCCUUUUAUUUAGUUGGUAACGUUUUUAGAGGCUUUUGUUUGUUUGUUUGUUUGAAGUUGCUAAUGUAAACAGCCCAAGUAAACUAUCAUAUAUUGUUGUUCUGCGCGGUGUGCAAUGGGGGGAACAGUGAACUUCAAAGUGUGUUUUUCUUAAAGAAAAGUUGGGAAAUACAGGGUAGCUUUAUGGUGACUGUAAUAAGAGAGGACUCUGGACUUCAUGCCUCUUUUUUAUUAUUAUUAUUAUUAUGAAUAAUAUUAUUGUUUGUAAAGAUGCAAGAAGUUGUGUUACUAUGCGCCGAAAACUAUGCUUUCAUCUGUUUAAUACAUCUGCUAGAACAUCCUAUUACACUGGAUACAGUUAUGUUUAGUGUACAACUUCUGUUUGUGUUUCUGAUAACUCUUCUAGUACCACUGGAAAAAUAGACACUCAGUUAACACGUAUUACCUAAUCAUAUUUUAGCAGUUCUUGUGUAGAUUAUAGACAGCAAAAUGCAGUUAUAGCUGGAAAUUGCUGUGCAUGUCUAUCUUCAAAUGGUAAAAAAAAAUACUAAAUUUCUGUUAGAAGUGUGCAUACCAUCCAGUCUAGCUGUCAGUCUUGUUUGUUUCUUUUAUACGCAGUUUUGGAAGCAGAAUAGUAAAAAAUGGAGUUGAGCAGCUGGUAAUCCAUUGUCCAACGCUUAUCCCUAAAAAGAUUCUUGGUGCAUCAGCCAUCGCUGAGGAUGGUUCAAAAUGGAAUCCAGGAAUCGGCCAUACUAAAGUCAGACAAGAGCUUAUAAAAAUAAACUGAAAAGCUGUGGCUUGCCUACCCAUAAACCUCUUAAUAAAUACAUCAUCUACCUAGUCUUCUACUCAUUGUAUUCAAGAAAAGGAAAAACUUGAUCAUGCGGCUAUUACUCUAUACCUUCUUAAUCUAUAAUCAGGUGAACAAAAUAUUUUUACUUUCCUUACCAUCUGAAAUAGCCGGUUUCUUACAAAAGACCUUACCCGCUUUCUUUCUCUCAUCUGUGUCUGUGCUGCAAAAAUAAGCCCUCAAGAAUAUAACUGUUUGUUUUACUGGUUCUGUUCCUUAUCACUCUUGGUCUUCAAUUUAUGCUGGAUUGAAUAUUUCUGUAAUAAUGAAGUCAGUUGCCAUUACUUCCUUCAAGGACCAUGUUUAAAAAAUCUAUAGGAUGUGUGCAGUAUGGUAAAGCGUAGCGACAUGGAUAUAUUAAUUUUAUUCUUACAUGGCUCAAUAUAUUUUUCUUGUUACUUCAGAGAAGCUAGGAACAUGAUAAAUGCUCCAUUAGUGGUAUUGGUAAGAAAUACAUUAACGCAAGUGUGCAGUCAGUAAGAAAGCGCUUUUAUUUGAAAGCCUUCUCAUAACAGACAUCGUACUAAUAAUCUUAAUGAGCAACCUGUGCUGCAUAUCUUCGGUGUUAGAUCAGAUUUGCUUUUAGGUACUUUGUAAAUACAUUUUUUUUAUUCAGGAUAACUGAAUUUCUGCCAGGUGUCCAGGCUCGUUGUUUCCUUUCAGGCUUUGCAGCCUCUGAAUGCCACAGGAAUUUGCUGGGCGAAGGACUGGGUGUGCAUGGGGUAGGCAUUUCAGGAUGCAGCUCUUCUCGGAAAUCAGCCUCGGUAUUGUAGAGUAUUGAGGUCUGAUAUUAAUGUAAAGCGAAAUGUGGUAUUAAAAAUAUAAGUCAAAUCCGAAGGCUGCUGUGUUGGUUGGAUACUCAAGAGCAAACUGGAAUAUCCUUCUCCAACAGAUUACUGAGAAUGCGGUUGAUUAAGUGAAUAGAAAAAGAAAAAAAAAAAAGAGAAAAAGGAAAAACGAAGCUGCUUUCAAGUAUUGAAGAUACAAGGCCAGGAUGAACACGAAGGACACGAAAGUGACUGAAGGAGGUCUCAAUGUCACGCUUACCAUACGCCUUCUCAUGCACGGCAAGGAGGUUGGAAGCAUUAUCGGAAAGAAAGGUGAGACCGUUAAGAAGAUGAGGGAGGAGAGUGGUGCUCGAAUCAAUAUUUCAGAAGGCUCCUGUCCAGAGAGAAUUGUGACAAUAACAGGCCCAACAGAUGCAAUUUUUAAAGCUUUUUCUAUGAUUGCACUAAAAUUUGAAGAGGACAUAAAUGCUUCAAUGACAAACAGCACGGUGACAAGCAAACCACCUGUAACGCUGCGGCUCGUCGUCCCGGCAAGUCAGUGUGGAUCCCUUAUAGGAAAAGGAGGCUCCAAAAUCAAAGAAAUCAGGGAGUCCACAGGAGCCCAGGUGCAGGUAGCGGGGGACAUGCUGCCAAACUCGACGGAGCGCGCAGUGACUAUAUCGGGCACUCCCGACGCCAUUAUCCAGUGCGUGAAACAGAUAUGCGUGGUAAUGCUGGAGUCCCCACCCAAAGGUGCCACCAUCCCCUACCGUCCCAAACCUGCCUCUGCACCUAUCAUUUUUGCAGGUGGCCAGGUAAGAGCAGACACCAUUUUGGCUUCAGCUGGAAACCACACCGUCUUGGCCCAACCUCAGCCAGCGCCUGCGUUCACGAUUCAGGGGCAGUAUGCCAUCCCUCAUCCAGACGUGAGUCCAGCGCAUUUGACCAAGCUUCACCAGUUGGCUAUGCAGCAUCCCCCCUUUACUCCCCUUGGGCAGACCACCCCUGGUUUCCCUGGACUGGAUGCCACUACUCCAACCAGUUCCCAUGAACUUACUAUUCCCAAUGAUUUAAUAGGCUGCAUUAUUGGCAGACAAGGCAGUAAGAUAAAUGAAAUCAGGCAGAUGUCAGGAGCGCAGAUCAAGAUUGCUAAUGCCACAGAAGGCUCCGCAGAACGACAAGUUACAAUCACAGGAUCCCCUGCAAACAUCAGCUUAGCACAGUACCUCAUUAACGCAAGCUUAGAGAUGGCUAAAGUCAGCACCCAGACCGCUUCCGUCACGACCCCUGUUGACCUCAACAUGAACCUCUCUCAGUCUGCCACCCCUACCUCCACCCCCACCUCCAUGGCCGUGCUGGCGGCCGCCUCCGCCGUUACCGUCAGUACCCCCCCUCCCCUACCAACUCUGCCAACCACCCACUAUGCCGUUCCUGUCUCCAGUCUGCUUGGCAUGAAAACUGUCCCACUCCUGGCACUAAAUGCCGCGGCCGCCGCGGGGGCCACGGGGAGUUUGUCCGCUUACACUGCCAAAAUUCCUUCGACGAGCGGGGUUAAGAAAUCUGACCGCCAGAAGUUUGCUCCAUAUUGAAGGGAUGAGACACAAUGCAAGCUUUGCCAGCUCUACCAAGAGUCUGUGGUAGAUCCUAGUUAUCAAGGAAACAAUACGGCAUCUUUUAUUUUCUGUUAAAUUGCUAGUGUUAACUGUUGCCGACUCAAGUCGUCUUCCGCUCUCCAUAACGACUAACACCCGGGCACCACCUAACAACUAGUUCCAACAGCGAGCGGGCGCCUUGACACCGUCCCGACGCCGGGACCAUGGCCCGGGCUGGCCCUCCGGCAGCCCCGCAGCACGGCAGGGUGCCCCUGCCCCAGCAGGGAGACACCUGGCGAGGAAAAAAAAAAACCAUAAAUCUAGCAAAAUUUUGACAGCUGGGUCCUGCCCCGGCAAUACUGCCUGGCAUAUAAAUACGGUUACAGCCAUUUGAAGGGAUCCCUCCAACUGCAGAACAAUUUCCUAUGGCAAAUUGGCACCGCUGAUAGUUUUUUUCUAUUGCUAGAGCCCGCAAAUCUGGCACUUCUGAUGAUUGCCAGCGCCCCUGAAAUCCCACCUGAAGUGCUGGCGCCCCACAGUCACUCUGUUGCUCUCGACAGGGCUGAAGACUCCCGUCUCCCCUCCCCGACACCUGCCUGCGAGCAGG